Molecule: messenger RNA, 2124 nt
Organism: Drosophila ficusphila
Lineage: Eukaryota; Metazoa; Arthropoda; Insecta; Diptera; Drosophilidae
Exons: 4
Coding region: 1-2124 (707 amino acids)
Biological process (GO): proteolysis
Molecular function (GO): aspartic-type endopeptidase activity
Source: RefSeq, a predicted model, not a curated record
AUGCUGGAUAUUUGCCAUCUUGGGACGAAAUAUAGGGCUCACGCCCUAAUCGAUUCGGGCUCCGAGGCAACUUUUAUUUCCGAACGCCUAUUCAGGCUCCUCAAGCUGCCGUUCCGCCCAAUUAACGCCAAGGUCUCCGGUUUAAAUCAGACCGUUUCCGCCCAGUCGACCAGGCAGUGUCAUUUCGCGAUAAGUUCGCCCUCCAAACCCGGCCUGCAGCUAAAUACAGCAGCUUAUGUGCUGCCGGAAUUAGCAGGCAAUUUUCCAUCGUGUCCGAUUCCAAAAGACGAACUGUCUGGCUUGCCUAAUCUUCCUCUAGCAGACCCUACGUUCUCCGAAGUUUCCAAAAUAGCGGUACUGAUCGGAGCUGACAUUUUGCGAUCCGUGCUGCUAAGCGGCACAAGGACAAAUAUCUGCGGCUCUCUCCUCGGUCAGGAAACUAUUUUCGGUUGGGUGCUUACAGGCCCAGUGUCCAGCACACCAAACCAUGGCAGGGUCUCCGCGUUUACAACCCAGAUCAGCGAAACGGCAGAUAAAGAGCUAAAUAAGCUUUUGACAAAGUUUUGGGAGGUGGAAGAUCUACCAAUUAAAAUGGUAAAGGAGCCGGAUUCCUAUUGCGAAAGCAAUUUCCGUCGAACUACGACAAGGGACCAAAGCGGGAAAUACGUAAUAACAUUACCGUUUCGCGAUCCAGAGCAUUCUGGGUCCAGUUUGGGGUACUCGAGAUCCAUCGAAUUGGCUCAGUUUCUUCGAAAUGAAAAUAGAUUGAAAAGAGACUUUCCGUUAAAAGAGCAAUACGACUCCGUCAUUCAGGAGUAUCUGGAUCAAGACCACAUGAGGCAAGUACCUCCGACUCAGGACACUCCGUCCUACUACCUUCCACAUCAUGCGGUCAUUAAGUCCGAAAGUACCACUACAAAACUGCGAGUGGUAUUUAACGCAUCCAGCCCUUCAGCAAAUGGGACCAGUUUGAACGAUGUGCUUCACGCUGGCCCAGUCCUACAAUCGGAUCUAACGAUUCAGAUUUUGAAGUGGCGUUUUUUCCAGUACGUCUUUAGUGCCGACAUUACCAAAAUGUAUCGACAGAUCUGGGUUAAUCCGAAACAUACGCCUUUCCAGAGAAUUCUGUUCCGAAACAUGGAAGGAGAAUUACGCGACUACGAGUUGAGGUCAAUUGCGCCCCUUUUCUGGCGAUCCGAGUCCUCCAACAACUGGCAAGUGAUGUCGAAGUUCAGUUUCCAAGGGCUAGCCAUAUUAUUCGGCAGCACAUGUACGUCGACGAUGAAGUGGACAUCGAACCAUAAAGAGGUUCUCAAGGACAUUCCUAGCGUGCAUCGUCUCCACAAUGGCUUCCUUGAAAUCGAUGCUGACAGCUCCGCCCAGACGCUUGGAAUUCGAUGGGAAGCUACUUCCGACGAGUUCUUCUUUGUACCGCCGGUGAUCGGUAUAGAAUCGUCAUACACGAAGCGGGAAGUGCUCUCCCAGAUCGCCAAACUAUUCGACCCCGCAGGUUGGCUGGCGCCAUUCAUAGUGCGUUCCAAAAUGUUCAUGCAGGAGAUUUGGCUGCAAGAAUUGGGCUGGGAUGAAAAGCUUCCCAACGAGAUGAGCCAAAAGUGGCAAGAGUUUUUGCGCAGCUAUUCCGAUCUUAACAAGAUCCGCAUACCGCGAUGGAAUGGCUACAAUUCCGAUGUGAGAAUCGAGCAUCACGGGUUCUGCGACGCUUCCCAAAAGGCUUGUCGGCUGUCUCGCCUCUUAGUCGAGUUCAUCCACCAGAUUUCGCUUCAUGGCGGCAAUCAGUUGAUGAUACGCCUAAUCCGAGCGAAAUAUUGGGUUCCAAAGCUUAAGAAUCUAGUAAAGGCGGCAGGGAGUUCUUGCAAGGUGUGCAUCAUCCUCAAGAAAAGGCUGCAGUCGCAACUGAUAGGCGAUCUUCCGACAGACCGCGUCUCCUUCAUGAGGCCUUUUACCUACACCGGCAUUGAGAACGAGCAGCAGCAUUGCUAUCCCGUUAUUUCCUGCAAGCGGUCAAGGAGUCUGCGAUGGGUACAUACGGCCAUCAAGGGCUUCUAUGGCGUUUCAUUCCGCCAGGCGCACCGCAUAUGGGAGGCUUGUGGGAAGCGGGUGUGA